This is a messenger RNA of Oryzias latipes (Japanese medaka), 3148 nucleotides long. It is a transcript of the gene atf2, whose product is annotated as activating transcription factor 2. Gene Ontology annotation, biological process: regulation of DNA-templated transcription. Gene Ontology annotation, molecular function: DNA-binding transcription factor activity; DNA binding. Lineage: Eukaryota; Metazoa; Chordata; Actinopteri; Beloniformes; Adrianichthyidae. The record is from RefSeq and is a predicted model, not a curated record.
GUGACGUUUACGGAAGAAGAAAUUGUUUUCUCGCGAUACUUUGGGGUUUGGGAAAACAACGUUUGUGGCUAAAGGGGACAAAAAUAUAGCAAGAAUUUCUUAAUAUGAGUGAUGACAAACCCUUCCAGUGUACUGCUCCAGGAUGUGGACAGAGAUUUACAAAUGAAGACCACUUGGCUGUCCACAGACACAAACACGAGAUGACACUAAAGUUUGGCCCAGCGAGGACCGACAAUAUCAUAAUUGCUGAUCAAACGCCGACACCCACUCGCUUUUUGAAAAACUGCGAGGAAGUCGGGCUUUUCAACGAACUUGCCAGUCCUUUUGACCAUGACUUCAAAAAAGCAGCUGAAGAUGACUUGAAGAAGCUACCUCUGGAUUUGUCACCUCUUGCUACACCAGUCAUACGCAACAAAACUGAGGAACCCGCAGCUGUAGAUGCACAUCGGAACAGCCCCCUUCCUCAUCCUGAGUCCACCACAAACGAUGACAAGGACUUAACUUUGCAGCCUGCCUCACUGCCAACAUCCACUAUAGUCCAUCCUGCAUCCCUCCAAGUUCCCAAUGUACUUCUAGCAACCACGGACGCUAAUGUUGUAAUACAGCCAGCUCUCCCAUCGCCAACAUCUAGCUCUGUUAUUACCCAGGUUCCAUCCACUAAUAGACCCAUAGUACCGAUGUCUGGCACCUUCCCUGUGCUCUUACAGUUGCCUAAUGGUCAGACCAUGCCAGUUGCUAUACCUGCCUCUAUUACCAGCUCCAGUGUUCAUAUUCCAACUACAAUCCCUCUUGUCAGACCCGUCACCGUCGUGCCUGCCGUCCCUGGAAUCCCUGGACCUCCCUCGCCGCAGCCGCCGCCCGCCCAAACAGAAGCAAAGCUGACGCUGAAAGCCACACUAAGCCAGCAGCUUCCUCAGGUAACCAACGGAGACAACGGGGAAAUCCAAAGUAGUGCAGUGACCCACACUGCACCUGCUUCCCCUGGUCUGACCCCACCUCCCGCCGCAGCCGCCGUCCUGACUCCGGCUCCUCACCCGCCUAAAACGGAGGAACUGUCCACACAUUCCCUUCAGCAGCCAGCCACCUCCACCACAGAGACACCCGCCUCUCCAGCUCCCCCUGCACAAAACCCUCCAACCACAGGAGGCCGGCGGCGCAGGACCACAUCCGAGGACCCAGACGAGAAGCGCCGUAAGUUCCUGGAGCGCAACAGAGCUGCAGCUUCUCGCUGCAGGCAGAAGAGGAAAGUCUGGGUCCAGUCUUUGGAGAAGAAAGCUGAAGACCUCAGCUCCAUGAAUGGACAACUACAGAAUGAAGUGACCCUGCUGAGAAACGAGGUGGCUCAGCUGAAGCAGCUUCUUCUGGCUCAUAAAGAUUGCCCUGUAACUGCCAUGCAAAAGAAGUCUGGCUAUCACAUCUCGGACAGGGAAGAGAGCUGCGAAGAGAUGUCCGUCCCCAGCAGCCCCCAGAACGAGGCCAUCCAGCACAGCUCCGUCAGCACCUCCAACGGGAUCAGCGCCUCUUCCACCGCCCCCCCGAGCGCCGCCUGUUCCGCGGCUCCGUCCAACCACAGCACAGAGGACGGGCAGCCACAGCAGGGCGCUGCCCAGACCCAGCCUUCAGGAAGCUGAUUGUACAAAACUAAGCCCGAGCGUCCACACUGGAGCACUGCUGACCAACGGAGGGAAAAAAAACUUCUCUUAGCUACAAUUCAGACAGUUUUUCAUUUGUUCUUGAUUGAUUUCUUUUAUGUUUGGUCCAUUUUAUACUUGAUAGUCUUUUGAAGAUGCAAUGUUUAUUGGAAUUAAUGAAGACAAAAGAACAGGCACUUUAGGUGUAAGAUGUAAAACUCGUUGUUCUUAACUCUUUUUGUAUUUCUGUGACUUAUUUAUUAAUCUUAUGUAUAUGUUUUUAUUUAAAUCACUGAUUUGUUGACAACUUUACCAAAGUGUGUUUUGGCACAUUUCAACUCAAUUGCUUCGUUAUUACUUUUGUAAGCUAAAUCUUUAUAACGAAGAUAAGCAACGACAUGUAAUUUGUUCUUUGCUUUUUCUUUUUUUGCACAUUUCUGAGAGACCCCAGGUCUAAGUUUGGUCAGGCAUGGCAGCUUUUUAGUACAUGAAUGAAAAAAGCUGAACCGCAUUGCCGGACUUAAAGACAUGGAGCGUGAUCAGCUGUGAAUGUUUGAGCUCGUCUCCGCCUGUAAAAUAAUCUCAUGGAAGUGAGCUGGUUAGUUGCGUGUUGCUUCAUUGACAUUCCAUGUGUCGUUUGAUUGUUCCUGAAGCAGUGAUUGUAGGAUUGCAGUACUCUUUUCAUUACUCUGAAAUUGUGACAUUGGCUUCUCUCAGUUUCAUGUAGGUUUUUUUUUUUCUAUUACAGUUUUUUAAUGCUGAUUAGCUUGAGUUGAUUGCUGUUCUGUCAUCAUGAAAAAAAAGUCCCAUGAACAUAAAAGCUUUGCAGAAGCAUUUUGUUUUCUGUGGCUGUAGCAUAUAAUGCAUUGUUUCCUUAAAUGAACUUCCUGGCAUCUUUAGAAGGCAUUGUAAAUGACAUAAAGGAUCCAAUGUGCGCGGUCCUUUUUGAUUUUAUAGGACUUGAAUUCAGUAGCUGAGCUCUUUGCAUCACAAAUAGUCUUAAAAGCUGAAAACGGAUGUCUCUUUAGGAUGCAUUUCUCUCUGCCUCUGUAGGUUUUCAUGUAAAAAGAAAACACUCAGAUGUGAACUGGAAUCACAUCAUGUACAUUAGAGAAACAUGAUAAAAACAGCUCUAACAGUUUGGAGCUGUCACUCAAAAGAUGAAGCAAAAUUUCAUGUCUUGAAGUCGGCCUUUUUCUCCUAGUCUCUACUGGCUUACUACUGUGUAGUUUUACAAACAGCUAAGGCAUUGUUUUCUUAUGUGAUUUUUAAGGUUUUACUGUUAUGUGCUAUCUGCAUGAGAUAACAAUUCUCUGCGAGAAUUUGUUUAUUUAUAGUCUCAUUUUAGAAAAUAAGACAAGUUAUUCCAACUUGAUUCAUUCAAAGCUUUGGUGAUUUGUUUUACCCUGGCUUAACUGCUGAAAACGGGAUGUGACUCUGUGUUUCAAAUGUUCUUGUAACGUAAAAGUUCUGUUUUAAAUUUAAAAAGUUGUAAUAAACCUUGUUAUAACUCUUUA